ACUUAGUUUCUUCAGGAGUCCUAAAUGACGAUUUGUUUAUGAAGUCUUUUUCGCAUGUAUCCACAUAUGCGGGAGGAUGAAGUUGCUGAAUGCUGCCCAGUUUGUCGUGACAAUUGUAACUGCAAAGCCUGCUUGCGUCUAGAUGUGCCACUUAAAUUGAAGAACCCAAAGCCAGAUGUCAGUGAUGAUGAAAGAGUUCAAUAUGCUAAGUUUAUGCUACAGACACUUUUACCAUAUUUGAAGCAAAUAAACAGUGAACAAAUAAGAGAGAAGGAAGUGGAGGCUAAAAUACAUGGAUUACCACUCGAAGACUUGCUGAUAAAGAGUGCAGUAUGUGCCGUGAAUGAGCGAGUGUAUUGUGACAACUGCAGAACUUCUAUAUUUGAUUUCCAUCGGAGUUGCCCAAAGUGUUCUUCUGAUCUUUGCCUUAUGUGUUGUCGGGAACUUCGCAAUGGAGACCUCAAGGCAGGUAGGGAGAAAGUAGUGGUUCAGUACGUUGACAAUGGUUUUCCUUAUUUACAUGGCGGAGAAGCAAAAAGAGCCAAAAUUACUUCUGUGACUAAGGAUGAUAUACGCUUACUUUCUAAAUGGAAAGUGAUGAAAAAUGGAAACAUAUCCUGCAAUUGUGGUGAUGGCAUUCUUGAGUUGAAGUCUAUUUUCCACGACAAUUGGAUAUCGGAGUUGGUAAUGAGAGCUGAGGAUGCUAUUAGGUCUUUAAAUCUCGGGGAAGCAAACACAAAUGCAGUACAAUAUUGUUCAUGUCUUACUUCUACAGGUGAACAAGACUUAAGUGGCGAAAAGUCAAUAAAAUCUUCUUCUCGGAAAGAUUGUAGUGACAACUUUUUAUACUCUCCAAAGGCAAAAGAUAUUGUUCAUGAGGAUUUGAUGCAUUUUCAGCAGCACUGGGUGAAGGGUGAGCCAGUGAUAGUUAGAAAUACACUUGAAACUGGAUCUGGCUUAAGCUGGGAGCCAUUUGUUAUGUGGCGAGCAUUCCGCCAGAUAACAUACCAAAAGUGUGGGAAACGUCUGGAUGUACCGACCAUAGAAUGCCUGGAUUGGCAUGAGGUAAUCAUUAAUAUCCAUGAAUUCUUCAAUGGAUACUCAAAAGGCCGAUUUGAUAGUUGUAUGUGGCCUGAGAUGUUGAUUCUGAAAGACUAUCCCCCAUCUACUGAAUUUGAAAAAGUAUUGCCGCGCCAUGCUUUUGAGUUUAUUCAUAUCCUACCAUUUAAGGAGUACACACAUCCUAGACUUGGACCAUUGAAUCUUGCUACAACAUUGCCUGUGGAGUCUCUGAAGCCAGACCUGGGACCAAUGACGUAUAUUGCUUAUGGAACAACUCAAGAGCUUGGGCGUGGAGAUUCUGUAACCAAGCUGCACUGUGACAUGUCUGAUGUGGUGAAUAUUCUGACACAUAAUGCCAAAGUGUCCAUUACACAUGACCAGCAAAGAGAAAUUGACAAGUUGAAACUGAAGCACUAUGCUCAAGACCAAAGAGAGAUAUUCAAUGUCAACCAAGCUUACCAAAGUGCUGAAAAAGACUUGCAUGCUGGUUCGUCUAGUGAAGGAGUUGGUAAAAAGCAUGGUAGUGUUGAAUCAUCCGAUCCCCCUCGACAGGAUAACUAUGGUGUGGAUCCUGGGUUAGUUAAGCCCGAAUCUCCAAGGGUAUCUGAGAAAACCAGUAAAGACUCAAAUAUAGUUGAUGGUUGCAUCAUUGGUAGUGCUGGAACAUCUUCAAGUUCUCACAGUAAGUUGCUGGAAGUAGCUGAUGGUGGUGCUCUCUGGGACAUAUUUCGUAGAGAGGAUGUUCCUAAGCUGUCGGAAUACCUAAAGAGGCACUUUAAGGAAUUCAGGCACAUUCAUUGCAAUCCAGUGCCUCAGAGAGAUCUAUAGACUAAGAACAUUUUAGCAUAAUGCACUUUCUAAGUGGUGGAGCAGAGGAGUUAAUUGUUACUCUGUAUUAAUUUAUUAUUUUCUGCGUAGUAGUUAACUGCUUAAGUUAUGGUUGCAACUUAUUCAAUUUUUCAAUAAUGAUUUAUGUUGUCCACCCUAUUCAUGACCAGACAAUGUAUUUGAGUUCAGAGCACAAAAGAAAAUUGAAAGAGGAAUAUGGCAUUGAACCAUGGACAUUUGUUCAAAAACUUGGAGAUGCUGUGUUUAUCCCUGCAGGGUGUCCAUAUCAAGUGAGAAAUCUGAAGUCCUGUAUAAAGGUUGCCCUUAGUUUUGUCUCACCUGAGAAUGUAGGGGAGUGUAUUCGAUUGACAGAGGAGUUUCACCUUCUCCCCCCAAACCAUGAGGUUAAGGAUGACAAUAAGCUGGAGGUGAAGAAGAUGAUACUAUAUGCUAUCAAUCAGGCUUUGGAAGUUUUGGGCAUUAAAAGUUUUGGGCAUUCAAAUAUGAACUCAGAGUACAAAACCAAGACACGAAGAACAGCGAAAUCCAAGAAAUCCAGAAAAUAGCUGUAUUCAAGACUUUAUCUAGCAUGGUAUUUGCAAAAAAAAAAACCGUGUAUCUUUUGACCACUUUUGAUCUUUAUCAAUACAAUCAUUUUUUGUUGUUUUGAAAGCUUGGGAUGCAAUGGAAGAAACUAUUGAUGUUAAGCACUCUAAAGACAUCCAAAAAAAAGUGAAGUUCAUUU
Cuscuta campestris is the source of this 2635-nucleotide messenger RNA. The record is from the annotation of a GenBank genome assembly. NCBI's taxonomy places the organism in Eukaryota, Viridiplantae, Streptophyta, Magnoliopsida, Solanales, Convolvulaceae.